Episyrphus balteatus (marmalade hoverfly) is the source of this 6868-nucleotide messenger RNA. Its product is annotated as helicase ARIP4. The coding region runs from base 165 to 5150 and encodes 1661 amino acids. Gene Ontology annotation, cellular component: nucleus. The record is from RefSeq and is a predicted model, not a curated record. Gene Ontology annotation, molecular function: ATP binding; ATP hydrolysis activity; ATP-dependent chromatin remodeler activity. The transcript has 7 exons. NCBI's taxonomy places the organism in Eukaryota, Metazoa, Arthropoda, Insecta, Diptera, Syrphidae.
UUUAUUUUGUGUGGUUCAAAGUUCCAUAUCUAUGUUAAGGAAUAAACAAAAAGUAAUGUUUAAAAUAAAAUAUUUUGUAAAUAUUGGGGAUACAAUUUGAGAUUUAUUAUUCACACUAAUAUCUUAAAUGAAAAUUAAGUGUAAACAUAAGUUUUGUCUACAAAAUGAGUUUCUCUAAUCCCCCAAAUAGUGAGUGUGAAAAAGUUUUUGAAGCUACGGAAACGACUUGUGAACCACUCGCAGGUUCUUGUUCAAAGAGUGAUUGUGAAAGUAUUGCUCUAUUGCAAAAGGACACAAUCAAUGAUCCAAAUGAUACAACAACACCAAAAGGACAACAACAAAUAACUCCCUACACUUCAAGUAAUAAAGUUGAUAUUUUAAGUAAUGAGAAUGAUGGCCAGAAUGAAAAAUUGAAGCUGGAGCUACCGGCAAGUAAUCUUGGCAAUAGUUCUCUUAUUGAUGAUUUCAGUCAUACAACUACCAAUGUUGCUAUAUCUAACAAUAAGCGCAAGUCAGACCACUCAAUUGAAAGUAAUAUUGAAGAAAAAAAGAUUCAUAAUAUGCGUAAAAAUAUUCGAGGUGUUAUCAAUGAAAGCAACUUUGAUACAAUUACAAUAAACGCCCAACGCGAAGAAUCUGAACGAUUAGCCAGAGUGCAAGGACUGAAAAAACUUGUUAAACAGAAAUACCUUCAUUCUGCUAUCGAGUCUAUGGUUGAAGGAGUACAUGAAGUUCAGGACGAUGAAUUCUUAGCUUCAUGUGAAUCCAUCGAGCCCCCAUCCCAACAAAUUAAAGUAAUAGGUUUUGAACUGAAGGACAGACUGCAAAGACAAGAAGAGAAUAAGUCUGCUGAAAUACUCUGGAAUCAGUGGCUCAAUGCAGAAUCUAAAGAUCUACCAAUGGAUAAAAAGGAAGAAGUUGUUACCAUCGACAGUUCAUCAGAUGAAGAUGACUGUAUCAUUCUCUCUGAUAGUGAUGAUUACUUGGAAGAUGAGGCUGAAGAUCACAACAAUAGUGGACUUCAUGUUAAGGAUGUAUUAAAUAUUCCAAAUGAACAUGGAAAAGUAAUGGUUAACGUUGGGCAUGUCGAAAGCGAGCCAGAUAUUUUCUUAGCUCCUCAAAUAGCAAAAGUUAUUAAACCACAUCAAAUAGGAGGAGUUAGGUUUUUAUUCGACAACAUAAUUGAAUCUACCAAGAGAUUUAAUAAUUCCUCUGGUUUUGGUUGUAUUCUAGCUCAUUCCAUGGGCCUAGGAAAGACGCUUCAAGUUGUAACUUUCUCAGACAUAUUUUUAAGACACACUGACUCAAAGACUAUUCUUUGCGUAAUGCCAAUUAAUACAAUUCAAAAUUGGGUUAAAGAAUAUAAUUUAUGGAUUCCAGAGAAAUCAUCUUGCCACGAAAAGGUUAGGCCGAGGAAUUUUAAAGUGUUUGCUCUAAAUGAUCAGCAUAAAACUAUGAGCUCAAGAUCUAAAGUUAUUAAUCGCUGGAACUCUGAAGGAGGGGUUCUUCUUAUUGGUUAUGAAUUAUUUCGCGUCCUUGGGCUAAAGAUAAUCAAAAGAAAGGAGGGACAAAAACUUUUAGAUAAUACUGAACACAAGACACUUUUAGACAGAAUGCAUUCGGCUCUGGUAAAACCUGGUCCAGAUCUUGUUAUUUGUGAUGAGGGUCACAGAAUUAAGAACGCACAUGCUGGUAUAUCAAUCGCAUUAAAACAAAUUCGCACUAGAAGAAGAAUCGUUUUGACGGGAUAUCCUCUUCAGAAUAAUCUCUUGGAGUAUUGGUGCAUGGUUGACUUUGUAAGACCUAAUUACUUGGGUUCCAAAGCUGAAUUUUGCAAUAUGUUUGAGCGCCCUAUACAAAAUGGUCAAUGUAUUGAUUCUACACCGGAAGAUAUAAAGCUUAUGCGAUAUCGAGCCCAUGUUCUGCACUCAUUGUUAGUUGGCUUUGUUCAAAGAAGAUCAGACUCUGUGCUUCAGAACUCCCUUCCGCAGAAACUUGAAUAUGUUAUCCUCACUAAGAUGACAAAAUUCCAAAGACAGUUAUAUGAUGCUUUUAUGAAUGAAGUAGUUCGAAAAAAGAAGGUUCCGAAUCCUCUUAAAGCAUUUGCUGUUUGUUGUAAGAUAUGGAAUCACCCUGAUGUACUCUAUCAUUUUGUAAAAAAGAGGGAAGCGGAUUUGGAUUUGGAUAUUGAUGAUCGAGAUACGGCUAUGAAUUCAUCUUCUAAACCUAAAGUUGUAAUUAAAAAUGAUAAUGAAUUUGGAAAAUCGAAUGCAUUCAGUAAUGCAACUUUUUCUUCCACAAAUAUGAGUAAACAGAAUAAUCUUUGGUCAGAUGGCGAAAGCAUACCAAUUGAUGCACAACACCCCAAAUUGAUUGGAAUGCUCAAAAACCCUCUUCUAUCUUAUAGUUCAAAAUGUUCUUCAGAAAUAGUUGAUUUGGACACCAAAGAAGUUCAAUUUGUUAAAUCUGAUGUGAAUAUUGAUCUAGAAGUAGCCAAUUUUCAAAGCGCUGGAAGUUUAAACGAAAAUAAAACAGAUCUCAAUAUACCAUCAGGAAGCAACAAUACCGAUUCAAUUAUUAGAAAACCUCUUAAGGUUGAAACGAAAUCAACAAAUGAUGCAAUAUCCUAUGAUUGGGCAACAUCUCUUAUAAAAGACUAUGAGCCAGGUAUUGUCAGUACAUCUCCCAAAAUGCAAAUAUUUUUGUAUAUUUUGGAAGAAAGUAUAAAACUUGGUGAUAGAGUAUUGGUAUUCAGUCAAAGUUUACUGACGUUGAACCUUAUGGAGGUUUUUCUUCAAAGACUUCUUAUUCCAGAAACGGACAAAUAUUGGAAGAAGAAUGUUUCAUAUUUUCGACUUGAUGGUUCUACAAGUUCAUUGGAAAGGGAAAAACUUGUAAAUGAAUUUAACAGCAAUAUUGUCGUAAAACUAUUUUUGAUUUCAACAAAGGCUGGUUCAUUAGGUAUUAAUUUAACAGGAGCAAAUCGUGUUGUUGUAUUUGAUGCUAGUUGGAAUCCAUGCCACGAUACUCAAGCUGUUCAUAGAAUUUAUAGGUACGGACAAGGAAAAUCGUGUUUUGUGUACCGAAUAGUAAUGGAUAAUUGCUUAGAAAAGAAUAUUUACGAUCGUCAAGUAAAGAAGCAAGGCAUGUCAGACAGAGUUGUGGACGAAUGUAAUCCCGACGCGCAUUUAUCUAUAAGAGAACUUACAAAUUUAUGCUAUGAUAAAGUAAAAGAAGAUAAAAAUACCGAGUUUACACAACCUAUAGAAAACUUCACCGAUGCAGUUAUGCGUAGUAUGUUAACGAAACACAAAUCAAUUCUUUCCAAAGAGCCAUUUUACCACGAAAGCUUAUUAAUUGACCGAAAAGAAAAGAAACUUUCUCAGACCGAAAAGAAAUUGGCCAAACGUGGUUAUGAAAUUGAGAAAAAAGCUUCAUCGAAACCUCAACACUUUAUUCAUAAUGUUCACAACGUAAUUCAAAAUAGGGAUUGUAUGUUAAAUAAAGCUAGAUCACAGAUAUUCAAAAGCAGAAUCAACCAGCCAUUUAAGAACUCAAAUAUGAAAUUGACCCGCUGGAUUCCGGCUGAAGUAUGGCAAAGACAGGGAAUGUCUUCACAAGAAAUGAAGCUUCCGAUAGAUGUUGCAAUACCAACAAAUUCAAAUGAUUCAUCAAACAUCGUCGUAAAGGCAGGAGAAAAAGUAAUGGUUCUUAAUUCUGCAAAAGGGGUUUAUAUGCAAUUAGAAAGUGGAAAAAUUAUUGCUAUCAAAACUUCAGCUGAAACAGCUAAGGACAAAGUGCAUCAAGCUAAGAAAUUGAUAAGCUCGCAAUUAAUUGAAAAAAAGGAUUUUAAAGCCUUGGAUGCUAUACAUAUUAAAGAUGAUCAUUUCCCCUCUUCAGUUGAACAAGAAAGAGAUUCAGAGAAUGAUGAUUGCAUUGUUAUAAAUGAUAGUAUUAAUGAGAGCUCAGACAAUUCAUUCGAUUUGCCUCACAAUAAUUUCAAAAAUCAUGUUGAAACAUCUGUAGUAAAGCAUGGAGUAUCACCAAAAAUAUUUCCCAACAGUAUGUCUCUAGCUACGAAAGAUGCUCAAAAAGAUACAUCAAUUGCAUUUAAAGCUAAGCAUCAAUUUCAGAAGAAUAAAGAAGACGCAGUAAGACAAAGGCAUUUAUUUGCUCAAGAUAAUCCGGAAGUUAUAAAGCAAAGUCCUCAACACUGUCAUGAGAACCUGGACCAACUACCAAAGGUUGAGUUUUGUCAAAAAAAGACUGACAAGCCAACACAAAAUGAUCGCAAUCGCCAGGAUAACCCAGAACUAUUAAUACAAAAUCAGUUAAUGCAACAACAAAAAUCAGCGGAGCCAUUGGUACAAAAUCAUUAUGAACUUGAAACAAAAAAUAAACUAGAAUCUGCAACUCCAGCUGACUAUAUUCAUAAACAAAGUACCUACAAAUAUGGAAUUCCAUCAAAUUAUGACAUGUUUGCUGCACACAACAUUGAAAAUCAACAUUUUCCAGUGCUAAGUGCAAUACAGCGUUGGGAAAAUAAGUCUCCAGAGUUUAACAAGCAAGCAUUUAAGAUAAGCAAUAUUCCUGCUCCAUAUCCAUCGACUGCAGUUUGCGAUUUAAAUAGUUCCGAUAAAAACGACAAGCAACCAAUAAAUGACAGCGUUAAUGUUGAACAAUACAAUCUGCGACCGCCAUAUGUAACAACAGGCAAAAGUCACGAAGAUGAACAUUAUCACCACAAUUUAAAUUAUAAUCUCAGUUACCAAAGUACUAAUGCGCAUACAACAUUAGCGCAACAGACUGCCGAAGACAAUGGGUCACUUAAUGCGUUGUAUCAUUUUAAUAAUAAAAAUGAAAACGCUUACAGUGAAACCUUAUACGAAAAUUCCAAUUCUUCUCAUUCAAGUUAUCAUCAGCAAUUGGCAAAAUAUGCGUAUGGUUAUUAUCAGCCUCAUUAUCAUCCAAACUAUACUAAUAGCAGCAGUAGCAAUAAGCCUUAUGACGAUAAUACGUUUCCUUCUGUUUCAAGUCAGUACUAUAUGCGUAGGCCGUCAUCAUUUCCCAGAAGUUCCAUAAAUGGAGUUGAUGUAGGAUUCAACUAUGCCGAACCUCAAGGCUGGAUGAAGACACAACUUCCCGAAUAGUUUAAUUUCUUCUAUUUAAGUAAAAACAUGCAAUAGAAAUGUAUAGUUAAUAUUAUUAUAUAAAUUAUUAUUUUAAUUUCUAUAUGAUAAAAAUCGUAAUUUUGAAUUUGUAAUGUUUACGUAUGUUAAUUAAUAAGAUUAAAGGUUCCUUAUGAUUUCAAACAAACAAAAUUAAAAAGUUAUGUUACAGACCAGACUUGUCCCUAUGAAAUCAAUAUUUUGCUCGUAACAAUUAUUAUAAUUAAAGUAAUAUUAAUUCUUUUCUUUUUUAGAGAUUUUACAGAUGAACUCAGAAUCAUCAAUUUGUGUAACUUUAAAAUGAGGUGGCUUAGUAUUAAAAUAGAAGUCAAUUUUGUGAACCUUAUUAUAAAAUUCGAAAUGUCGAAAUGGAAAGAAAACACUCCUUAUACCUACAAAGCAUCACGUUUGUACCAGAAAUAUUUUUGAUGCAAAUGUUUAUGCGUUAAUGAACUCCGCCAAAGUUCUUUGUGUUUAACCGAUUAAAAACACUUUCAAAUACAUUUGUAAAUAGAAGCCGUUUUAUUUUUGUAACUCAGUAUCUUAGAUCAGUAUUGAGGAAUGUUUUUUAAAAAGGGGAUAAAACAAUUUUUUGUCAUUUUCAGAAAACCUAGAAAACUAAAAAUAAAAGUGCAGUUUUCAUCGGUUUUUCAGAAUCCGAUAGCCCAGUCAAAUUAAAUCGAAAAUAGGGUGUGCUCGUAAAUAAUUCAGACAAUGCUGGAAAUGAUUUUAAUUAACUUUGGAAAUCUCUUAAAAGUGUCGUUUGCGACGGCCUCUGAGUCCCGCAUAACUUUUGACGGCCAAAUAACCGUUACUUUUUGGCAUUUUUUCAGUUUUUUGUUCAUUACUCCUGAAUAUCAUCAUAUGACACAUGUUUUCAAGGUAUUUUUUUAUGCUGAAUCCAAUGACAUAAAAAUAAAGUCAAUGCGAUUGCUCUAAGAAAAGUUAUUGCAGAUUAAAAACAAGGGUGCUUGUUUUUUGACUUCAACAAGUAAAAUAUAACCGAAAAAAUUCGGGAUGAAGGUUUAAGAUAAAGCAGGGACAAAGGAUUCAUAAAGUUCUUAAAAUUAUUUUUGGUGAAAGGGUGUUUUUUUGAUUGGUUAAGUUGUGUGUGAGGAAGGUAUCAUAACAGCUGACUUAAAUUUUAUUAAUUUUUAAAACUUGGUGCAAAUGUUUUGGUUGGUAUAAGAAUUAAGAAUCUAUAAAGUGUGAAAGGUUUUUUUUUAAAGAAAUGAUGAAUUUCGGAAUUAGUACCACAAAAACUAGGAAAAAAUUAUUACACCAAUGAAAAUUGGUAAAAAUGUUUCAUUUAUAACAGAAACCAAGAACCCAAACAGUCUAUAAAAAUAUUUUAGGUUAUAGUCGUCGCGCGAGAGUUGUUUUGUCGUAAACGCAAAUUUUGGAAUUUUGGGAAAUCGCAUUUUAAGGUUUGAGCUUCUAUAAAAAAUAAACCGGCCGAUAGAAUUUUUUCAAUUUUUAAUAGAAUAUUUUGUGCGAUAUCUUCUUAUUUAUGUUGUCAAAACUGCCACAUCUGGUUUGGUUUUCAAAUUAUAAAGGUUCUUACCCAAAAUCAGUUUGUCGUAAACGCCACCAAAAUCAACUUUUUUUCCAUCCCAUACACGUACGACAAAGUAGAUGCACGUACGACACUCCAAUAUACUAAGACACAAUUAAAAAAAGUACCUAAAUUUUCAAUUUUC